Messenger RNA from Mesocricetus auratus (golden hamster), 2235 nucleotides. It is a transcript of the gene Cys1, whose product is annotated as cystin 1. The transcript is spliced from 3 exons. NCBI's taxonomy places the organism in Eukaryota, Metazoa, Chordata, Mammalia, Rodentia, Cricetidae. The record is from RefSeq and is a predicted model, not a curated record. The coding region runs from base 70 to 507 and encodes 145 amino acids.
CCGCCCGCCGUGCUCCCGCCCCAGUCCGGCCCGGCUCCCCGGCUGCGCGCUCCAGGCUGGGUGCGAGCCAUGGGCAGCGGCAGCAGCCGGAGCGGCCGGAUCCCGAGGCGGCGGCGCAGCCCUGACAGGCGCCAGGCGGGCUCGGGAGAGGCAACCUCGGAGGGCGGCACGGCUGACCAGGCCCGGACGGCCGCGACACAGGAGGAGACCGGCUGCGACGCCCUUCCCGCGACGCCCCCCGGCGGCCGGGAGGAGACCCUGCGCCUGCUGGACCAGUUGCUGGCCGAGUCGGAGGCCUGGGGACCCCAAGAGCUGACCCCACGGGGCCCUGCCCGGCUCCCCCCCGCGGUGUCCCCAGAAAAGAAGACCAAGGACAACUCCGAAGACAGCUGUGCCUCUGAAGCUGCAGGCAGCAGCCACAAGAGACCCGAGGGGCAGUCAGCCAUCUCCUACGAUUACUCCGAAGAGGAGCUGAUGGCGAGCAUCGAACGGGAGUACUGCCGCUGAGCUGGCUGAGCAGCCCUGCUCACCCUGACCAGGCCUCGAGGGUCUGUGAGCUGGGCUAGAGUCAGAGGGUACCACCCUGCCCACGACCCCAACAGAGCAAAACCAAUUCUAGAAUACAGCCAUCUUUCCAAACUGAUCUUUAAAGAUUCGGGGUCAGAGUCCUGCCACCGGCCUGGCAGUCCAAGACUAAGGGCAAGCAAGUUGUGGGUCCUCCUCUCACACAGGGGACGCCUAGCUGUAUGGUUCCCCUCAAAUCUGAACUGCUAGUCCUUUCUACUUACUCACUUUCCAGGUGGGGAAGUGUCAACCCCUCUUGGCAUCUGUGCCACAGGCUUCUAGAAGGUUCUACCAAGGUUUGUUCUUGGUCUUUAUACUAAGAUUUCUCCAAAGGGAUACAGUUAACUCUAUGUGUAUCAGUUUCCACGUGCACACAGAGGGCUGGGGCAUUUGGCUGGAGGCAGGUCCUGAGCCUGUAGGUCUAGGUGGGUCCAGAGACUGCAUUUCUAACAGCACAGAGGUAAGAGCAAACUGCAGGUGCAAGGACUGAGGGUCUGCAUUUCAGGCUUUCCCUCCCUCGGCCUCUCCCCUCCUCAUGCUGGAGGCUUCUCCAACAGCACACCAGCCUGCCCUGCUUGGGUGCCGUAGGAAGAGAGUGCGGCCCAAGAGCCACACACCGCUCUGGCAUCCCAGUAUCACAUGAGCUUGUGGUGGGAUGCAGCUCUCAUGGAUUCCUCCUCUGGGCCUCAGUUUCCCUCUGGGAGAGAAUCCUGCAGGUUCUUUGAGGACUUUAAGCCCCACCAGCCUGGCAGCUCUGUCUUCUAGUCCGGCAUCCCAGUUGCCACUGUUUUAGCUGAGUGCAGAAUGGUACAGGUCUUCGUGACAACUGCUCUCUGCUUUCCCUUUGCCUGGCAGUCUGGCGAAAGGCUGUGUGGAACUCUUCUCCUCCUCCCUGCUCGGCUGGAAGGCAGUCACAAUAGUGCCAGAAGAGCUCUCAAACAUUCCCUGUAGACAGAGGGGGAAAUACAGGGAGCCUAUGGGAAGGAGGGAGGGGCUUGUGUGGGUCCUGUAGGGCCUGGGUCUUGCUUAGGUGUGUGGAAGUGCCCGAACAGUUGAUGAGGAUGCUGGCAGAAAGGGCUCAUAGUGAGUGGUGGCAUAUGCUUGCAGUAGUCAUCAGGCCAGUGCUAGAGGGUUAUUGCCAACUGAAGGCUACACAGAGAAUUCAAGACCCGCCUGGACUACGUAGUGGGAUGCUGUGUCAGAAAACCAGUAGAGAAUGAGGGAAUGGCUGCAGCUUUUGCUGAGGCCAGAAUAGUUCUCAGCUUAUGUUGCAUUCCUAUACCAGUAUCCUCCCUCUCCUGAGAACUGCUGCCAGCCCUCAAAUCCUCAGAGUUCAGCCUGGAGCAUCUCAGGAACCAAGGAAGAAUGAUCACCAGGACCAUCCCCACACCCACGUCCCUUUGCCGUCAUCUGCAAAUGAUUCCAUGAACUCUUACGACUUGACAAGUGUGCCUUUGAGUUCACAGCUGGGAGAAUUGGGCUAUGGUGGGAGCCCAGAGCCAGAGGGUGUCUACCAGUUGGCUGAACCUUGGGUCAGCAGCUCCCAGAGCUGAAGCUGUAUCUCACCGGAGCUCAAACAACUGCUUUUGAUAUCAGUUUCUAUUUUAAUACACCAACGCAAAUGUUACUAAUGCUUAUUAUAAAAUGUUAAAAUGAUAUGUUUCAACCAAA